Paramecium pentaurelia is the source of this 1006-nucleotide messenger RNA. Lineage: Eukaryota; Ciliophora; Oligohymenophorea; Peniculida; Parameciidae. The record is from the annotation of a GenBank genome assembly.
AUGAAACCAUAAAAAAGCAUCAUCAAGGAACUCAAAACUUACUAAUAGGAUCUUUAUAAAUCAGGAAGAGAAGGAAAAUAAUUUAGUAUCAAUGAUUUUCCAAAUCUUUCAAGAAAACCAAUAGAAUGGACUGAUUGUGAUUAAUUUAUUAAACUUCGAUAAAUGAAAUGUGAUAAGAAAUUAGCUAUUAGACUUUGUUAGUAAUAUAAGAUACAUAGAACUGAUUAGCUAUUUUUUGAUACAUUACAUAAUGUCAAUAUGGAAAAUAUUGGAUAUAAAAAGAUUUAAAGUGUAAUAUUAAUUUAAUUAUAUAGUCAACUUCAUUUUUAUUAAGAUAAAUUAGAUAAAAUCAAUUUAUUAAACAAAAAUAUAGAAUGGAAUUUUAAGAUACUCAAAUUGACAACAAAAUGUCUUCAAUUUUAGAUGAUUCAUUUUAGAAAUUUUAAAAAUCUUUAGAUAAACAUUUGGAAAUAGAUAAAGAUUAAUCACAUAAAUUUAAUUUAAAAUAAAUGACUAAGGAAGAAUUAUAUUCAAAAUUAUAGCAAUUGUAAUUUAUAUCAAAAUUUAAGAAAUAUUAUUCCAAAAUAAAAUCUAUCCAUGGAUCAUUUACCUUCUAGUAAUUCCACUCAUCGUUUCAAUUUAGUCAUACCUUCAGGAAACUCAGUAAAAAACUUUUCUAUUUAAGUUACAUAUUUCAUAAACUGAACGAAAAUUCUCAAAACCAUUUGUUCCAUAUUCUAGUAUAAGUAAAAAUAGAGGUUCAAAUGUUAGCAUUAAGUAAUAAUUUACAAAAUUGUAAAAUAACCAACUUAACAUUUAAUCAUUUAAGUUGAUUAAAUAAAAUAAGUUAGGUAGAGCAUCAUUCAAUCCUUAAGUGAAUGUAGCUAAAGAAAUUAAAAGUAUGCAUCAUAUUGGUCAUUUAAAUGAUAUGCCAGAAUUAUAAAAAUAACAUAAAAGACACUUCACAAAUUAUGAUAUAACUGGAAACAUAGUUAACUUAUAAUGA